This is a messenger RNA of Closterium sp. NIES-65, 1617 nucleotides long. Lineage: Eukaryota; Viridiplantae; Streptophyta; Zygnematophyceae; Desmidiales; Closteriaceae. The record is from the annotation of a GenBank genome assembly.
AUGGCGUGUCGGGCGAUGGGCCAACAGUGCCCAACCCGCACGGUGGUGCAUGGGAGCACGCGGCUGCCUGGCCGAACAUCCCAGCUGCUGCAGCCGCGGCGGGCAGUGGCGCAGGGGGGGGGGGGGAGUGGGAGUCGUAGUGGUGUUGACAUGCGCGCGUUCAUGAGUCCAAGGGUGUCGCAGGACGAGUUACGCAGUGCUCUCGUGGAGUUGUUUGCUGAUGCGGAUCUUCCGUUUCGUCUUGUCGACCGAGCUUCGUUCCGUCGAUUUGUCGCCUUGCUGAAUCCAUCGGCCAAGGAUUUGCUGGGGUCACGUUACCGUUUGGCACGGGACAUGCAAGCAUUCAGUGAGGUGGCUCGAGAGGAGCUGAGGCAGGAGAUCUUUGGCGACGGUCUCGCGGGGAGGGUGUCCCUUAGCUUGGACAUCUGGACCAGUGAGAACCAUACAGCUUUCAUGUGUGUGACCGUCCACUGGAUCACUAGUGACUUCAGGCUACGUUCGGGGAUUUUGGAUUUCGUGCAGUUGGAGGGUUCGCACACAGGGUCUCUCAUAGCACAGACCCUCGAGCGCAUCUUGACCGAGGCUGGCCUGCAGGAUGUAGUGUUUGCUGUGACGACGGACAAUGUGGAGAACAACAACAAGGCGAUGCGCCUUCUGUCGGGGGACCCAGCAGAGGGGCCAGGGGCCUGGACAGCUAAUCCACUGCUCGACAUUGCGCGUCACGUUCGCUGUCUUGCACAUGUCAUGAACAUUGCAGUGCAGGAGGCAUUGAAGUUGGACGAUGUGAAGGAGGCGUUGAAACGCCUACGGGAUGCGUGUUCGUACAUUGGAUGGUCGGUCCAGCGGUCAGAGGCUUUUGCCAGUCUGCAGCGCAGGUUGGCAGGCAGAGACAACGCGAAGGUGCUACGUCUGAUCUGCGACUCGCCUACACGUUGGGGCUCCACUUACGAGAUGAUCUGCCGUGCCUUGGAGCUGCAGCAGGCACUGACGGUGUUUUCCAGCCGGACUGACGUGAGUGAUAGGCUCCGGCUACGCGAGCAGCUCGACAAAAUACGUCUCAGUGACGUCCACUGGGACGCGCUUGUCGAGCUGAAGAACUUUCUUCAGCCCUUCCACUCGAUCACCAAGGUAGCUGAGGCUUCCUUGUACCCGACAGCUGCAGCAGUGGUGCCGCUGUACAACCAACUGCUGGACAACAUGGAAAUCACCUACCGCGAGCCAGCCGUCUCACCCCUCACACAGGCCCUCAUCACCAAAGCCCUCGGCAAGCUGAAGAAGUUACCCUGGGAGGCGCUCAAUGCAGCGCAAGUGACAGAAGUGGGGGGAUGUGCUAGGAGUGUGCAGGGCGUGGAUGAGCCGACGGUGAUGCGCCUGGUGCGCGAUCGUUUGGUCGCAUAUCAGGAGAGGGUGCGCAGUCGGGGAGGUGGUGGUGAGGUUACGAGUGGCAUGGGGGAGGUCACUGACGGCGCUGGUGUUAGUGUUCAGGCCGCAGGGACCGCCCUCAUGGCUAUCAAGUCAUGGAUGGCGCAGAACACGAGCGGCAGGUCAUUGAACGUGGCAGGGGCUGCGCGUUUGCUUGUGGAGUUGUGCUAUGAGGCCGUGGACGAUGGGUUUUGA